This is a messenger RNA of Galeopterus variegatus (Sunda flying lemur), 2254 nucleotides long. It is a transcript of the gene STS, whose product is annotated as steroid sulfatase (microsomal), isozyme S. Gene Ontology annotation, molecular function: arylsulfatase activity. The transcript is spliced from 10 exons. NCBI's taxonomy places the organism in Eukaryota, Metazoa, Chordata, Mammalia, Dermoptera, Cynocephalidae. Bases 1 to 1788 code for a protein of 595 amino acids. The record is from RefSeq and is a predicted model, not a curated record.
AUGGGUCUCGCUCUUAAAUGUGAGCAGACCGCCAAGGAUCCCCGGGUAGUUGAGAAGAUGAGUGUCCUCUUCCUUCUGCUGUUGUUUCUGUGCGAAGCCCAGAGCCGUGCAGCAUCAAGGCCGAACAUCGUCGUGUUGAUGGCUGACGACCUUGGCAUUGGAGAUCUCGGGUGCUAUGGGAACAAGACUCUCAGGACUCCCAACAUUGACCGUUUGGCCAGCGGGGGAGCAAAACUCACCCAGCACCUGGCAGCAUCGCCCCUGUGUACACCGAGUAGGGCAGCCUUCCUGACAGGUCGAUACCCGGUCCGAUCAGGAAUGGCUUCUCGGUUCCGGACUGGAGUUUUCCUCUUCGUGGCCUCUUCUGGAGGACUUCCCCCCAGUGAGAUCACAUUCGCCAAGCUUCUGAAGGACCAAGGCUACUCAACAGCGCUGAUAGGAAAGUGGCACCUGGGGAUGAGCUGUCACAGCAGGAUGGACUUCUGCCACCACCCUUUACGCCAUGGCUUUGAUUAUUUCUAUGGGCUGCCCGUGACCAACUUGAGAGACUGCAAACCUGGGGAAGGCACUGUCUUCGGCACAGCCUUCAGGGUGCUGGUCUUCAGCCCUCUGCAGGUCCUUGGGGUCACCGUCCUCACGUUGGUGGUGCUGCGUGGCCUGGGGCUGCUCCACGUGCCUCGUGCGGUCUUCUUCUGCCUGCUCCUCCUGGCGGCCGUGAUCCUCGGCCUUUUCCUGUGCUUCCUGCUUUUCUUCCGGACCCUGAACUGCUUCUUGAUGAGGAAUUACGAAAUCACCCAGCAGCCCAUGUCUUAUGACAAUCUCACCCAGAGGCUGACGAUGGAAGCCCUGCAGUUCGUCCAGCGGAACACUGAGAGGCCGUUCCUGCUUUUCCUGUCUUACCUUCACGUGCACACGGCGCUCUUUGCCUCCAAGGAGUUCACCAGCAAAAGCCAACACGGCACCUACGGGGAUGCGGUGGAGGAAAUGGACUGGAGCAUUGGGCAGAUCUUGAAUGUCCUAGAUGAGCUGAAACUGGCUAAUACUACUCUGGUCUACUUCACAUCGGACCAAGGAGCCCAUGUAGAGGAAGUGACCAGCAAAGGACAAAUGCACGGAGGAAGCAACGGCAUCUAUAAAGGAGGAAAAGCCAACAACUGGGAAGGAGGAAUCCGGGUUCCAGGUAUUCUUCGAUGGCCUGGGGUGAUACCAGCUGGACAAGAGAUCGACGAGCCAACAAGCAACAUGGACCUAUUCCCUACGGUGGCCAAACUCGCUGGAUCCGCAUUGCCGGAGGACAGGACUAAGGAGGUCACCAUGGGCCUGGGACCACAGGAUGGAUUUUCUGACAUCUCUUCAGUACAUGAUUUCAGUGUUUCUGUAAACUUACUGAGGGACAAGCCUCGGUCCCUAGGCUGCACGUCCAUCUGGAAAGCUUUCUUCUUCACGCCGAAGUUCACCCCUGAGGGCGCCAAUGGGUGCUUUUCCACGCACGUGUGCUUCUGUUUUGGGGAUUUUAUCACCCACCACAACCCACCUUUACUCUUUGAUAUUUCUAAAGAUCCGAGGGAGAGAAACCCAUUAACUCCAACAACUGAGUCCCAGUUCCAUGCCAUCCUUCAGGUCAUGCAGGAAGCCGCAGACAACCACUCCAAGACCCUGCCAGAGGUCCCCAACCAGCUGUCCCUGGAGAAUGUGCUCUGGAAGCCCUGGCUUCAGCUCUGCUGUCCGACCUCUGGCCUGUCUUGCCAAUGUGACAGAGAAAAACAGGACGGAAGAGAGAGCCGGUAACUGUUAGCCCUACUGUCCGCGGCCAAGUCUGCUUUCUUCAUCACCAGCACACGUCCUGGAGUGGCACUGGCCCAAAGGGACCCCGUCCCAGCCUUGAAAUUGGACCAAUUCUCUAUUUUAUCACCUAAAGGCUUGAGCAAGAGCUCAACAGUUUCUCCACUUGGGGUGGGGUGGGGGGUAAGGUUUGCAGUGUACAGAGAGGUCUCUCGUCGCCAAAGUUUCUAGACUCAUGUAAGUGGAACGGAGGAUGGGAUUGCAUGAGUGUCCCCAACGCCAGUGCAGACAGAUAAAAAGAAAGUGUAAAGGGUGACGUUAAUUCAUUCCUUGGCAAAUGUGAGGCUACGAUCAAGGGUGUCAUUUACUCCACCAUCUGAAGUUAUGCAAGGACCACCUCACUUCGGAGCAUAGCAAUAUAGAACGCCAUCAACUUUAAAGAGUUUAAUAAAUCUUAACAUGUGCAAUGUCA